This is a messenger RNA of Hansenula ciferrii, 258 nucleotides long. RefSeq names its product NADH dehydrogenase [ubiquinone] 1 beta subcomplex subunit 7. The transcript is spliced from 2 exons. Bases 1 to 258 code for a protein of 85 amino acids. NCBI's taxonomy places the organism in Eukaryota, Fungi, Ascomycota, Saccharomycetes, Phaffomycetales, Wickerhamomycetaceae. Gene Ontology annotation, cellular component: mitochondrion. The record is from RefSeq and is a predicted model, not a curated record.
AUGUCCGCUGAAACUUCUGUGGAUCCAUCAGAGAUGAGAGAAGCUAAAAUUCCAUUAGCAUGGCGUGAUAGAUGUGCUGCUCUUUGGAUACCUCUAGAGAAAUGUCGCCGUGAAACUUAUUUUCUUCCAUGGAAAUGUACACAGUUAAGACAUGAUUAUGAGCAGUGUCAAUAUUUGGAUUUUCAAAGAAGAGUCAAGGAAAUGGAUGAAUUGAAGGAGUUGAAGGCUGCUAGAGACCGUGAAACAGCUGAAGAGUAA